Molecule: messenger RNA, 2526 nt
Organism: Caenorhabditis briggsae
Lineage: Eukaryota; Metazoa; Nematoda; Chromadorea; Rhabditida; Rhabditidae
Exons: 7
Coding region: 1-2526 (841 amino acids)
Source: RefSeq, a predicted model, not a curated record
AUGAAGACGAACUAUAUUUUAUUUAUUCUUUUAAUUGGAGCAUAUCUUGUUCAAUCUCAACAGAGUCUAAUCACACGAGCCAAACGACAAUGUCCGUGUGCACAACUGUCUCAGAAGUCGAAAUGCAAUUGUUAUCCAAUCGGAAGUGGAAUGCAAAGAUGUAAAUGCUCAAAUGAGCCCCAAUCCAGUUCAUGCUCCUGUGCUAACAAAGCUCAGACUUCAGUAUGCCAACCACAGUGCCAAAAGUCUUGCGUUGACUCUUGUGUCAGAAAUUCUCACCAACCGCAGAUUUUGUGUGAUAAAACUUGUCAGUUCACUUGCAGCAAAGCGUGCUCCCCAUCAACUUCAAGCAGUUCAAGCUCAUCCAAUUUCCCACCAAUCAAGGUUGUGGUUAACCAACAAACCAAAGCAUCCCAAUGCCCACAAGCAUGCGCUCAAUCAUGCAGUAACAGUUGUACUACCCAACCGAACAAGUCUACAUGCAUCAAUAUGUGUUUGAAAUCUUGUGAGCCAACUUGUAUUCAAGCAGCAGUUUCUAUCAAUGUCAAGGAAUUCAUGCGAACUUCGACUACGACAGCAGCUCCAGUCAGCUCAUGCGUUCCAGCUUGUCAACCAACUUGUGAUGCUCAAUGUAUCGACGUAAUGAAGCGAUAUGAAGUGAUUAUUCAAAAGUUGCCAGUUGUCCAACAAUGUCCAUCUCAAUGCCAACCGACCUGUUCUCCCCAAUGCAUUCAGUCAGGGACAGUGUCCAUUCAAACAACACAACAACCAACAGCUGCAUCUUGUAUCCCAGCUUGCCAGCCAGCUUGUACUCCACAAUGUGUCCAAGCUGUAACAACUACCACUGAAACGUGUAUCCCAGCCUGUCAGCCAGCAUGUCAACCCCAUUGUGUCGAGAGACAACUACAGAUCCAGAUAGUGACUGCUGGAACAACCAGAGCUCCAGCUCAAGAAUCGUGUAUCCCAGCUUGUCAACCUGCGUGCCAACCACAAUGCGUCUACCAAUAUCUCUCAUCUGGAGUUUCAACAGUUCCGCCAGUCACCAAAGUCUGCAUUUCUGUCUGUCAGCCAGCUUGCGAUCCAGGGUGUGUUGCCAUCUACACCAACACUCCAGCUCCACUUCAAUGCGUAUCACAGUGCCAGCCAGCAUGUCUUCCAUCAUGCAUGGAGACCUUUACAACAACUAUCUCGAUGCCGAAACAAUGUGUUCCAGAGUGUCAGCCAGCGUGUGAAACCAAGUGUAUUGUGGCUCAGAUUGUUUUGAAAAUCAAGAGUAGCUAUCAACAGCAGCAGCAACAAUAUUCCCAACCAGCCCCAUCCUGUGUCCCACAAUGUCAGCCAGCUUGUACUCAGGAAUGUGUCGCUGCUCAACCAAACUUCGCAGUUCAAAUCAAGAUGAUUGAUGAUAUGCCAUCUACAACUCAAGCUCCACAAUGCAUUCCUCAAUGCCAACCAUCGUGCGAUCAACAAUGCAUUCAGACUUACAAGAUUCAAGUCCAACAAAUGAAUUCUCAACAAUAUCAGCAACGUCAAUACAACUGCGUUCCAGCUUGUCAGCCAGCUUGCGAGCAAUCUUGUAUCCAAUCCCAAUACCAGGUGACUGUCCAGCAGAGUUAUGCGAAAGUGAAUCAAGGAAACAGCUGUCCAUCGGCAUGUCAACCGGCCUGCGAACCUCUUUGUGUUCAACAAAUCACUGUUCAAACAACCAUUCCAAUCACAAAGAGCUGCGCUCCUCAAUGCCAACCGGCGUGUUCUCAGGAGUGUGUUCAACAGGCAACCUUCUCAAUCUCCAUUCCAAUGACUACGGUAGCUCCAUCAUGCGCUCCACAGUGUCAACCAGCUUGUGAUCCACAGUGCAUCAGUUUCACUUUGAAACUUCCAGCAGUCACUACACCAUCUCCAUCCAUGUGCCAGCCACAGUGUCAGCCAGCUUGUCAACCAUCUUGUGUAGAGACUUAUACAUUCACUCUUCCAAUGAGUGACUCUUCCAAGCAAUGUGCUCCAGCUUGUCAACCAGCUUGUGAUUCCAAGUGCAUUCAGAAUUAUCAAUUCGAAAUUGUCAUUCCACAGGUUUGUGAAAUUGUUAGGUCAUUCAUUGAGGAUAAGAUUCAGGCGGACAACAACUGUAUGCCGGCUUGCACUCAAUCAUGUCAAACAUCAUGUGUUCAACAAAACAGCCAAAGUGUUCCACAAUGCAGUACAGCAUGCACGGACAGUUGUAGAUCCUCAUGUGUAGAAAUAGUGAAAGAGUCUGCUGAACCCACAUUCAGACUUGAAAUCAUCCUCCAGAAGCCAAUGGAAGAAACUGUUCAAUGCGCGCCACAAUGUGCUAGCCAAUGCGUCGAUCAAUGCAAAACCCAACUUCUGACCCAAGUUGAAUUCUGUGUUCCAGCGUGUCAAAAUGCUUGCGAACAGAACUGUCCUCUACAAGUUGAGCCAUGUGCAAUGAGCGGCUCCAAGUGUAAUUGCUCUACCGGCUUCUCCAUCUGUGGAAACAAUCAAUGCUGCAGAAAGAGAAGACGUUAG